AGAAAAAGCCCGUCAUUGGACGGUCAUUGUUUGAGGUAGGGGCCGCUAUUAUUACCAGGCAGGAUGUUGCGGCUUCGCUGUAAGACCAAAAAUGGGAGCCACAUAAUGCAGGGCUUGACUCAUCAGUCCUGUGUGCGGGAGCUAAAAAACAAGGUGGAGGAGUUGACUGGUAUCCCCUGUGAUGUGCAGAAAAUCAUGGUUGGUUACCCUCCUUCCAGUCUUGACCUCCGAAAUGGAGAUGCUCACCUCAAGGACUACCCAAUCAAAUCAGGAGACACACUUAUUGUUGAGGAAGAGAAGAACAAACCAAAACCUCAGGAUAACUCUACUGUGACCAAGACACCACACCUGGAAGCCUCCCCGGCACUGGCAAGACGUGUGGUUCCCGCUGACAACUCCUGCCUCUUUACCAGCGUGUCCUAUGUGGUGGAGGGUGGCAUGUAUGACCCCGCUUGUGCCCCCGAGAUGCGAGGCCUCAUUGCCCAGAUUGUGUCUAGUGACCCCACAGCAUACUCUGAGGCUGUCCUGGGCAAGACCAACGAGGAGUACUGCUCUUGGAUAAAGCGUGAUGACACCUGGGGUGGAGCCAUAGAGGUGUCCAUCCUGUCUAAGUUCUACCAGUGCGAGAUCUGUGUGGUGGACACACAGACGGUGCGUGUUGAUCGUUUUGGGGAGGACGCUGGCUACCACAAACGUGUACUGCUGAUUUACGACGGCAUCCACUAUGACCCACUGCAGAAAGAGAUGUCUGGCUCCGAUGCUCCACCCCAAACCAUCUUUUCCACCACUGAUGACGUGAUCUUGGCCCAGGCACUGGAGUUGGCAGAUGAGGCGAGGCGCAAGCGGCAGUUUACAGACGUUAACCGCUUUGCACUACGCUGCAUGGUGUGCCAGACAGGCCUGGUAGGACAGAAAGAAGCACGAGAGCAUGCCAAGGAGACAGGCCACACUAAUUUUGGAGAAGUUUGAAUGCGCCCCUUUAUCUUUCACCCCAUCCCCAGCUCUGCACACAACCACCCCUUACCCUCACAUUUGGCAACUCUGUUGGUCUCUCAGUCUAGAGUGCGACAGG
Molecule: messenger RNA, 1072 nt
Organism: Lampris incognitus (smalleye Pacific opah)
Lineage: Eukaryota; Metazoa; Chordata; Actinopteri; Lampriformes; Lampridae
Gene: yod1
Product: YOD1 deubiquitinase
Exons: 4
Coding region: 64-969 (301 amino acids)
Biological process (GO): endoplasmic reticulum unfolded protein response; protein deubiquitination
Cellular component (GO): nucleus; cytosol
Molecular function (GO): protein binding; cysteine-type deubiquitinase activity
Source: RefSeq, a predicted model, not a curated record